Messenger RNA from Salvelinus fontinalis (brook trout), 8017 nucleotides. Its product is annotated as dedicator of cytokinesis protein 9-like. The transcript is spliced from 54 exons. The coding region runs from base 358 to 6825 and encodes 2155 amino acids. Lineage: Eukaryota; Metazoa; Chordata; Actinopteri; Salmoniformes; Salmonidae. Gene Ontology annotation, molecular function: guanyl-nucleotide exchange factor activity. Gene Ontology annotation, biological process: small GTPase-mediated signal transduction; positive regulation of GTPase activity. The record is from RefSeq and is a predicted model, not a curated record.
AUUGGCUGAAGCUGCAGCAGCGUUCACAGCAUCCCUCAUCCCCCCGUCUCUCUCCCUCUCUCGCUUGCCUGCUGACUGAGGCACUCCUGCAAACACGGGUUGGGACAGCUCUGCUUUGCUGUGGCUCUGACCGAGGCUCCUUUCCCUGGCUGGAUAAACUCUCUCUCCAGGCUCCCAGGCUAUCUCUCUUUCUCGGAGCCCAGACUGCAGCCUCGCCCUGGCGGUGCAGUCAUAGGAAGUUGUGGAGCUGGGUUUCAGGAUGGACCAGGCUGUAGUAGGUUUGGAUCUGGGAAACUGGGUCAUCGUCCGGCUCUACUGAGGGGGCUAGUGAGGAAUGCCUGUUUUGGACCUGGAGUGAUGGGGUGCACCACCAGUGUGGUUGUGUUUGACGGACUGCUUACGGUCUUACAGAGGAACUGUGGGUACAUCUGCAAAAGUGGUGCUGCCGAGCCCGUUGGGCAGAACGAGGCUGAACAAGCCGCGUGCAGCCGGAGGGAGUCCAGGGUCCCAUGGCCAACACCUCGAGUACUGAAGGUGAAGCCCAAGGUGAUUGAGCCGCUGGACUAUGAGAGUGUGCUGGUCCAGAGGAAGACCCAGAUCCUCAGUGAUGUCCUCCGGGACAUGCUGCAGUUCCCCCUGGAGGACUUCCAGAUUGCGACUCAGAGACGCCAAGGAAGAACUCUCUACCCCACAGUGCCUGAGAACGCCGUGAAGGAGGCGCAGAGUCUGUUUGUCCAAGAAUGCAUCAAGACCUACAAUUCUGAUUGGCAUGUCGUUAAUUACAAGUACGAGGACUACUCCGGGGACUUUCGGCAACUUCCAAACAAAGUGUCCAGACCAGACAAACUGGCUGUCCAUGUUUUUGAGGUGGAUGAAGAUGUCGAUAAAGAUGAAGACACAGCCUCUCUAGGUUCCCAGAAAGGUGGGAUCACAAAGCAUGGCUGGCUGUACAAAGGCAACAUGAACAGUGCCAUCAGUGUCACCAUGAGGUCUUUCAAGAGGAGGUAUUUCCAUCUAACCCAGCUGGGUGAUGGCUCUUACAACCUGAACUUCUACAAGGAUGAGAAGAUCUCCAAAGAACCCAAAGGAACCAUCUUCCUGGACUCCUGUAUGGGAGUUGUUCAGAAUAACAAGGUGCGGCGCUUUGCCUUUGAGCUGAAGAUGCAGGACAAGAGCACGUACCUGCUGGCUGCCGACAGCGAGGGAGAGAUGGAGGACUGGAUCAGCACUCUCAACAAGAUCCUCCACAGCAGCUUCGAGAUCGCCAUGCAGGAGAAGCGUAACGGGGACAUCCACGAUGAUGACGAGCUGGGAAAGGCAGAUGGUUCGCCUGGGAGUAUGGACAGCUUUCAGAGUGCAAGAGAUAUUGAAUCGAAAAUGAGGAACGAGACCAGAUUGAAACUGUUCACCUUGGACCCUGACACACAGAAACUUGACUUCUCAGGGAUUGAGCCUGAUAUAAAGCAGUUUGAAGAGAAGUUUGGAAAGCGCAUUUUGGUGAAUUGCAAUGACCUGGCCUUCAACCUGCAAAGCUGUGUAGCGGAGAAUGAGGAGGGACCAACAACAAACGUGGAGCCGUUCUACGUGACCUUGUCGCUGUUUGACAUCCAGAACAGCAGGAAGAUCUCGUCGGACUUCUACGUGGACCUGAAUCACCCAUCUGUCAGACAGCUAGUGCCCAACCCCAGCAGCCCGUACAUGAACGGGGGAGGAGACGCUCUGCCGGGGGCGCAGAGGGGGGUCCACGGCCUGCCUGAGGGGGCCAUGCAGUACCCCAGACAGGGAGUGUUCUCUGUAACGUGUCCACACCCAGAUAUCUUUCUGGUGGCUCGCAUUGAGAAGGUCCUGCAGGGGGGAAUCACCCACUGUGCUGAGCCCUACAUGAAAAGCUCAGACUCCACCAAGGUGGCACAGAAGGUCCUGAAAAAUGCCAAAUUGGCCUGCAGCCGGUUGGGCCAGUACAGGAUGCCUUUUGCAUGGGCCGCCAGGACUCUGUUCAAAGAUGCAUCGGGGACGCUGGAUAAAAGUGCUCGUUUCUCCGCCAUCUACAGACAGGACAGCAACAAGCUGUCCAACGACGACAUGUUCAAACUGCUGGCUGACUUCAGAAAGCCAGAGAAGAUGGCCAAGCUCCCUGUCAUCUUAGGAAACCUAGACGUUACCAUUGACAAUGUUGCCCCUGACUUGACAAGUUGUGUUACCUCAUCCUACAUUCCUGUGAAGACUUUUGAGAGCAGUGAGAAGACGAACAUCUUCUUUGAAGUAGAGGAGUUUGUUCCCUGCAUAGCCAAGUGCUCCCAGCCGUUCACCAUCUACAACAAUCACCUCUAUGUCUAUCCCAGGCACCUGAAGUACGACAGCCAAAAGUCCUUCACAAAGGCUAGAAACAUAGCUGUCUGCAUCGAGUUCAAGGACUCGGAUGAGGAGGAGGCUGUUUCGCUCAAGUGCAUCUAUGGUCGACCAGGAGGACCCCUGUUUACCAAAAAUGCAUUUGCUGCAGUAUUACAUCACCAGCAUAGCCCGGAAUUUUAUGAUGAGUUUAAGAUGGAGCUUCCCACCCAGCUCAAUGAGAAGCACCAUCUGCUGUUCACCUUCUUCCACGUCAGCUGUGACAGCAACAGCAAGGCCAGCACCAAGAAGAGAGACGUGGUGGAGACACAAGUGGGUUACGCCUGGCUGCCUCUGCUGAAGGAUGGCAGGGUGAUCAUGAAUGAGAGUCACGUCCCCGUGGCUGCCAACCUGCCCGCUGGCUACCUCAGCUGUCAGGACGGUGUCAGCAAGCAGCAUCCUGAAAUCAAAUGGGUGGAUGGAGGAAAACCUUUGUUCAAGGUGUCCACUCACCUCGUCUCCACAGUGUACACUCAGGAUCAACAUUUGCACAAUUUCUUUGCCCACUGUCAGAGCACAGAGUGUGCAGCCCAGGUGGCGGCAGGAGAGCUGGUCAAGUAUCUGAAGAGUCUUCAUGCUAUGGAAAGUCACGUGAUGGUUAAGUUUCUGCCCACCACUCUCAACCAGCUGUUCCGGGUGUUGACAAGUGCCACCCAUGAGGAGGUGGCCGUCAACGUCACCAGAGUCAUGAUUCACAUUGUUGCCCAGUGCCACGAAGAGGGGUUGGAGCACCACCUACGAUCAUAUGUCAAGUAUGUGUUUAAGACCGAGCCAUACACAGCCACUGCCACGAGAACAGUACAUGAGGAGCUGGCCAAAGCCAUGACUGCAAUUCUAAAGCCUUCCACAGACUUCCUCACCAGCAACAAGCUGCUCAAGUACUCCUGGUAUUUCUUCGAAGCCUUAGUGAAGUCCAUGGCCCAGUACUUGAUUGAGAGCAGUAAAGUCAAGCUGUCCAGGAACCAGCGUUUCUCGGCCGGCUUCCACCACACGGUGGAGACCCUGGUCAACAUGAUGAUGCCCCACAUCACCCAGAAGUACAAGGACAACCUGGACGCAGCCCGCAACGCCAACCACAGCCUGGCUGUCUUCAUCAAGCGCUGUUUCACCCUGAUGGAUAGAGGCUUUGUCUUCAAGCAGAUCAACAACUACAUCAACUGUUUUGUGCCCGGAGACCCCAAGACUCUGUUUGAGUUCAAGUUUGAGUUCCUGCGUGUCAUAUGCAACCACGAGCACUAUAUUCCCUUGAAUCUGCCCAUGCCUUUUGGAAAGGGGAGGAUACAGAGAUUUCAAGCUUUACUUUCUCCCAACAUGGAGUCAUACAGUAAUCCUGUAGACCUCCAGUUGGACUACUCGCUGACAGACGACUUCUGUAAGAACCACUUCCUGGUUGGGCUGCUGCUGCGGGAGGUGGGCGGGGCCCUGCAGGAGUUUCGAGAGAUCCGUCAAAUAUCCAUCCACGUGCUCAAGAACCUGAUGGUCAAGCACACCUUUGACGAACGCUACACCUCCAAGAGCCAGCAGGCUAGGUUGGCAACUCUCUACCUGCCCCUGUUCGGUCUGCUCCAGGAGAAUGUCAACAGGCUCAAUGUGAAGGAAGUCUCCCCAUUCAUCAUCAACCACUCCAACAAUAAUGGAAGAGAUGACCCACUCUUGGGCAACUCCAUGAUGAUGACGCCUCCACGCUCCAGUACUUUGUUAGACAACAGUUUGCACAAGGAUGUGUUUGGGGUUAUCUCUGGCACCGCCUCCCCCCACGCGUCCUCCACCCCCAACAUUAACUCUGUCCGCCACGCUGACUCCCGGGGCUCCCUCAUCAGCACUGACUCUGGCAACAGUCUUCAUGAGAAGAGCAAUGAUAAGACCAACUCUCUGGACAAGAACCAGCCAGCCUCAGCCCUGGGCAGCAGCCUACUGCGCUGUGACAAACUGGACCAGACUGAGAUCAAGAGCCUGCUCAUGUGCUUCCUGCAUGUCCUCAAGAGCAUGUCUGAGGAUGCUCUGUUUACAUACUGGAACAAGGCCUCAUCUUCUGAGCUCAUGGACUUCUUCACACUAGUAGAGGUGUGUCUCCAUCAAUUCAGAUACAUAGGAAAAAGAUCCAUCGCAAGGAACCAGGAAGGGGUGGGACUCGUAGCAGCACAUGAGCGGAAGUCUCAGACUCUGCCUGUGUCCCGUAACAGGGCGGGAAUGAUGCAUGCCCGCUUACAGCAACUCAGCAGCCUGGAUAACUCAUACACUUUUAACCACACCUAUAGCCACUCUGAUGCUGACGUGAUGAACCAAUCGGUCCUGGAAGCUAACAUCGCCACGGAGGUCUGCCUCACCGUGCUGGACACUCUCAGCAUCUUCAUCAUGGGAUUCAAGACCCAGCUCUGUUCGGACCAUGGCCACAACCCGCUCAUGAAGAAGGUGUUCCAGGUACACCUCUGCUUCCUGCAGAUCAACCAAUCGGAGACGGCCCUCAAGCAGGUCUUCACCUCGCUGCGCACCUUCAUCUACAAAUUCCCCUGCACCUUCUUUGAGGGCCGAGCGGACAUGUGUGCUUCGUUCUGCUACGAGAUCCUGAAGUGCUGCAACUCCAAGCUGAGCUCCAUCCGCAGUGAUGCCGCCCACCUCCUCUACUUCCUCAUGAAGAGUAACUUUGACUACACCGGGCGCAAGUCUUUCGUCCGCACUCACCUCCAAGUGGUGAUCGCUGUCAGUCAGCUGAUCGCUGACGUCAUCGGUAUCGGAGGAACCCGCUUCCAACAGUCCCUGUCUAUCAUCAACAACUGUGCCAACAGUGAUAAGACCAUCAAGAACACCGCUUUCCCGUCAGAUGUGAAGGACCUGACCAAGCGGAUCCGGACGGUCCUGAUGGCCACGGCUCAGAUGAAGGAGCAUGAGAGGGACCCGGAGAUGCUGGUGGACCUGCAGUAUAGCCUAGCCAAGUCCUACGCCAGCACGCCCGAACUCCGCAAGACUUGGCUGGACAGCAUGGCCCGCAUCCAUGUGAAGAAUGGAGACCUGUCCGAGGCAGCCAUGUGUUAUGUGCAUGUGGCGGCACUGGUGGCCGAGUAUCUCCGGAGAAAAGGUGCGUUUUCCGUCAGCAGUAGAGAUGUUGCUGAUGAUUGUCAUUCGAUGGUGCCGUUGUCUCUGUUCAAGACAGGAGAACUUCACAAGGGGUUCAUGAAUGGCAUGUUCAAACAGGGUUGCUCAGCCUUCCGGGUGGUCACUCCCAACAUUGAUGAAGAGGUGUCCAUGAUGGAGGAUGUGGGCAUGCAGGAUGUCCACUUCAACGAGGAUGUCCUGAUGGAGCUGUUGGAGGAGUGUGCUGACGGCCUGUGGAAGGCUGAGCGCUAUGAGCUCAUCUCAGACGUCUACAAGCUCAUCAUCCCCAUCUAUGAGAAGCGUAGGGACUUUGAGAAACUAGCUCACCUGUACGACACGCUCCAUCGUGCCUACAGCAAAGUGACCGAGGUCAUGCACACGGGCAAAAGGCUGCUGGGCACAUAUUUCAGAGUGGCUUUCUUUGGUCAGGGAUUCUUUGAGGAUGAAGAUGGUAAAGAGUACAUCUACAAAGAACCCAAAUUCACCCCACUGUCAGAGAUAUCUCAGAGGCUACUCAAGCUCUACUCUGACAAGUUUGGCCCAGAGAAUGUGAAGAUCAUUCAGGACUCUGGGAGGAUCAACCCUAAAGAUCUCGACUCGAAGUAUGCCUACAUCCAGGUGACCCAUGUCAUCCCGUUCCUGGAAGAGAAGGAGCUGGUGGACAGGAAGACAGACUUUGAGAAGAGCCACAACAUCCGGCGCUUUGUCUUCGAGAUGCCCUUCACCGUGUCGGGGAAGAAGCAGGGAGGGGUGGAGGAGCAGUGCAAACGCAGGACCAUCCUGACCACAACACACUGUUUCCCCUAUGUGAAGAAGCGUAUUGCGGUGAUGUACCAACAUCACACAGACCUGAACCCCAUAGAGGUGGCUAUAGACGAGAUGAGCAAGAAGGUGGCCGAGCUGAGACAGCUGGUUUCCACCAGUGAUGUGGACAUGAUCCGCCUGCAGCUCAAACUACAGGGCAGCAUCAGUGUCCAGGUAAAUGCUGGUCCCCUCGCAUAUGCCAGAGCUUUCCUGGAUGAUGCCAGCACCAAGAAGUAUCCUGACAACAAGGUCAAACAACUUAAAGAAGUCUUUAGGCAGUUUGUGGAGGCGUGUGGCCAUGGCCUGGGCAUCAAUGAGCGGCUGAUCAAAGAGGACCAGCAGGAGUACCAUGACGAGAUGAAGGCCAACUACAGAGACCUGGCCAGAGAGCUGUCCGCCAUCAUGCACGAGCCAAUCAUUCCAGUGGAGGAUGGCAUGAAGAGCGUUCUUCCAGACUCGCUGCACAUCUUCAAUGCCAUCAGUGGUACCCCCAGUGGUGCCACCAUUGCGGGCAUGCCCAACUCCUCCUCUGUGGUGUGAGAUCCACUGGGAUUGGCUGACUCCUGACCUCAACGCUCCGCAUGCACGCGCCAACCAGUGUGCCAGUGCUGCCAUGAGCUCCCAUUCCUGCUUCACUGCUCUCCUUAUCAUCAAGUUUGCUCUGGCUAAAGUGAGACACUAUUAAUGUUCUUUUAACCUUCUCUCACCACCUCCUUUGGCUUGUACCGUGGGCCAGGACAAAGGACCAUGUCUUUUUCUGUUUUCACUAUCGUAUACAGUACAGCCCCUCUGUGGAAGAUGGGACAAGGGACAUUGAUCCAUGAGGGCGACUGAACUAAAGGAGGUCCACAUGAACAGAGGGGGGUGGGGGGAGGCGAGGUGAGGUGAGGCAGGGUGGGGCUGUCUAUCUGUGGAGCAGACAUACAGAAUGAGGGGGGACUGGUGUAUCCUCCACCCUGUGUCUUGAGUCUGACUGGGGUUCCAUGAUAUAUACUGUAUAUGACAUCACUGGUAGUGUUUCCUGUGGAGACGUUCCUGUAGGGAUCCUUAAAGCAACACAAAUGUGCAUGUGAUGUCACUAGCUCCCCAUCAGCCUCCUGUCGUCUCAUUUUCAUCUUUUUGUUUUGAUCAUUGGUCUUCUGCUCUGAACUCUUCAAGUGAUCUUGUAUGUACAUUAUUCCACUUUGAUAAAUCUCAUAUUGAUGUCUUGGCGAACUAUAUUUGCUGCAUACAUUGGCAUUCAUCUCUCUGUACAUGAAGACUCGUUAUGUUUUUACAAAGCUGCAACUUAAUGGAAAAAGAGCCUCCUAUGAAAACAUUAGUGUUCAACCUUAAUCACUGAAAUGUCUUAGAAUGGGAUUUUUUUAAAUAUUUUUUUUUUUUACAGCCGUUGCAUAUAAGUAUAUUCCAAGCUGUUAAUUCUUGUAUAUAAAAAAGGAGUGCAAUAUUUGUCUUUUGCAAGGUGUCUUGCUGUGUUGGGUUCAAUACACUGUAAAGAUGUUUGUCCUUCUUGCCAAAGCAAUGAGGUGUGGAUCCAGAGACGAGAUCUACUGUGGUAGUUUAUAUGAAGCUUUGACCAUUUUAGUGUUCAUUCAAAUGUUAAUGAAAUCAUUUUUAUAUUUGGGAAGCAUUGGGUUUUUUAUUUUUAUUUAACAGAAAGUCACUGUUCUGCUGUAUACAGAAAUGUUCCCUAAUGCUUUUCUUUUAAAUAAAAUUCCCUUAUUUCUCUGCA